AUGAUGGAAACUAAGAAUGACAAUGACAUUGCCAUUGUGGGGAUUGGAUGCAAUUUUCCUGGAGGUGAAGGAAUCGAUAAUUUCUGGCGAGUUCUAGUGGAAGGCAGAAACUGUGUUGUAGAAAUACCUCCGGAAAGAUUUGACAUCAAACACUGGUAUGAUUCAGAUAAUCGCAAACCAGGAAAGACGAGCACAAGACAUGCCGCUCUUACUGAAGAGUUUAACACAUUUGACAACAGGUUUUUUGGAAUUAAUGAUGUGGAAGCUGAGCAUAUGGAUCCCCAGCAGAAAUUACUCCUGGAAUGCUCCUAUAGAGCACUAGAAGAUGCAGGAGUCACUAGAGAAAAUAUUAGUGGUUCCAAAACAGGAGUUUUUGUGGGUAUGAUGAAUCAAGACUACAGGCUAUUAAGGUGCAGCAGCCUCACUGAAAUAAGCCACUAUGACGGUACUGGGACAGCGAUGAGCAUAGCUGCUAACCGGAUUUCAUAUACAUUUAAUCUAACUGGGCUUUCAAUUGCCAUCGACACAGCUUGCUCCUCAUUUCAUUAUGCUUUGCACUUUGCCUUGCAUGCAAUUAAGCAAGGAGACUGCAAAGCUGCUGUUUGUGGAGGAGUGAACUGCAUCAUAGAACCCCAGGUUUUCGUAUCUCUCAGUAAAGCAAAAAUGAUCUCUCCUGAAGGAGUCAGCAAACCCUUUUCUAGCAAGGCAGAUGGCUAUGGAAGAGGAGAAGGCUGUGGUGUUCUUUUGCUGAAACCAUUAAAGAAGGCACAAGAAGAAUUCAGCAAAAUAUGGGGUGUCAUCAGCAUCAGUGCAGUCAACCAGAAUGGAAGAUCAGUUACUCCAAUCACCAGACCAUCUCAACAGGAACAGGAAAAAUUGCUGCUCAGCAUUUACCCAGCUCAUGUUGAUCCAUCCAUUGUGCAGUAUAUUGAAGCACAUGGUACAGGCACCCCUAUAGGAGAUCCUGUUGAGGCGGAGAGCCUAGGCAAUGUCAUUGCUAAAAACAGGUCUCCUAGUCUGCCCCCUCUCAAGAUAGGCUCAGUUAAAGGGAACACUGGGCACACAGAGUCAGCUGCUGGGGCAGCCGCAUUAAUCAAAGUUCUUCUCAUGAUGCACCAUGGAAAGAUAGUUCCCUUCCUGCACUUUUCAGAGAGCACCAGCAGCAUAAAUACAGAGAUACUGAAUCUCUCCAUCCCAACAACAGUGGAAGAGUGGGAGGAGUCUAGUGAAUUUGGCAGAGUAGCUGGGAUCAACUGUUUUGGAUUUGGAGGGACAAAUACCCAUGUGGUUGUCAGACAGGUUAAACAAACCCAGGUUGUUUCUCCAAUCAAAAGGCUUGUUGAAUUGUUUGUGAUCUCUGCAGCUUCAGGAAAUUCAGUGACAAUGGAAGACACAGCUAGACACAUCAGCACAUGUAACUCAGCAGCACUCCCAAAUCUGGCCUACACCUCUGCUUGUAGAAGAAGCCACAUAAACCACAAACACAGAAAAGCAUUUGUGGUAUCUUCUCUCCAUCAGUUAGAGCAGCAGCUACUUUCUGCAGCUGAAAAGGAAACCAUUCCAUCAAAGAAGCCUCCACAAUUAAUUUUUGUGUUCCCUGGAAGUGGUCUGAAGUUGAAAGGAAUAUUUGAAACCUUGCUAAGAUCAGAGUCAGUGUUUAGAGAGAAAUGUAAAGAAAUAGAAGGACUAUUUCAGAAAUACUCCAACACGUGCAUUCUGGGAUUAACAGAAAAUGACCGUGAGGAUUUGUCCAGGCCUGAGGUGGCCCAAUCCUUACUCUUCACACUGCAGGUGGCCCUGGUUACACUCCUGCAACACUGGGGGAUUAAGCCAAUUGCUGCUGUGGGCCACUCAGUUGGUGAACUAGCUGCCGCCCAUUGUGCUGGCUUGAUUUCCCUGGAUGAUGCUGUCAAAGUCAUCUACCACAGGAGCAGGCUGCAGGCUCAGGUCACUGGAGGCACAAUGCUGGUGGUUGGCAACAUCCCUGUUCAAGAGGUGUCAGCAGCCCUUGGAGCACAUUCAGGGAAAGUGUGCAUUGCGGCAUUCAACAGUCCUCAAUCUUGUACGUUAUCAGGAGAUGAAGCUUCUAUCAAUGCCAUUCAGAAAGAUCUAGGUGAACACUUCAGCAAAAUAAAUAUAUUUCUUCAUGCUUUAAAUGUGCCAGCUGCAUAUCACAGUCACAUGAUGGAUCCAGUACUAACAGUGAUGGCAGAAAGUCUGUCGGAAUUAAAUAAAGGGAAGCCAGAAAUUGACCUAAUCUCUACAGCAACAGGGAAGGCUGUUUCAGAUGGUGAUUUUGUUACAGGCAGGUACUGGGCCAGGCAGGCUCGAGAUCCUGUUUGUUUUGCCGAGGCCAUAAUGGCUUUAGCAAAAGGCAGGGCAAAUGCUGUGUUUGUAGAAAUUGGUUCCCAGAGAGCAUUGCAAAGAUGUAUAAUAGAAACGUUAGGGACACAAACUAAAGUUUUUCCUUCCUUGCACAUCAACAAAGAGUAUGAAACUUUGCUCACACUUGUUAAAGGGCUUUUCGAAUUGGGAUUCAAUCCAGAUUGGGAGCACCUCUAUGAGGGGUAUCAGGGUGCACCAGCAACCUACCCCAGGUAUCAGUUUGAUCACAGGAAGCUCAUGUCAUUUAUAAACAUGCUCCAACAGUCAACUUAAACAGCAGCAAACACAAGCCAUGGGUUAAUUCACAAUCUUGGCAAUGACAGUUCAGAAUUCACAUGUUCCAUAUCUCAGCCAGUUACACCAUAUUUGUAUGAGCACAAACAUAAUGGUGUUGCUUUAGUACCUGGUGCCUUUUUUGUUGAACUUGCUUUGUCAGCUGUGAUGACUAGGUCAGGACCAAAAGAGUCCUUAAGUUUGUGUCAGAUGAGCAUGAAGUUUGAAUCGCCUUGUGUUUUAAGUGAAAGUUCUCAUGAUUUGAAGGUAAAAGUCGAAUUGCAAAAUGAAGUGAGAGAUUUCAAAAUCUCCUCAUCAGGUGCAGUUCAUGCAUCAGGACGAAUCACACGGAACCUGGAAACUUCACUUGAAGAAAACAGCAUUUCAUAUAAAGAUGUUUUUCACCGGUGUAAAUCUUUUGUCAGCAAAGAUGAAGUAUAUAAAACAUUGGUUUAGUUUGGAUUCCAGUAUGGUUCAAUAUUCCAGCAGCUAAGUGAGUAUUGUGAAGAACUGAAGGAAGCCAUAACCAUUAAGGUGAACAAGGAAAUCAAGGAAGAAAUGCACAAGCAUUUUAUUCAUCCGGUGCUCUUAGACUGUUUUCUGCAAAUGACAGGUAUGAUGACCACAAAGAACACUGAUAAUUGUAUAGGGUUUCCUUCCAGCAUAAACAGCCUUGUAAUUAUCCGACCUUUGGAAGAGGAAAUGAUGAUAUAUUUGAAAAUAAGCAAAUCUACUGAGAAGUACUUAGAGUGUUGUGGAUGCUUCACAGAUAAACAAGGGUCUGUUUUGGCCGAAAUGAAACGUGUUGUGAUCACUCUUAUGAUGAGAACUUCCAAGAGUGACUAUAAUUUCCUGUUUCAAAAUCAGUGGAAGGAGGUAACUCUUUCCCAGAUGAUCCAGACUUCAGGAGAUGCACCUAGAGUUGCAGUGUUUGCUGACAAAAUUGGAAUUUCUCAACAGCUUAAAAAAUAUUUACAUAAAGAUUCCAGUUUUUUGAUAUAUGAAGAUUGGGAGAAACUACUAGCGUUUGGAAGCCCAGAAUCAGCUGCUCAGGACAAAGUAAAGCUAGAGGUUCAGGACUAUAAUGAUGUUUCGUUUAAGUGGGGAAUUCAAAGAUUAAAUGAAGGAAAUCCUGACAGUGUCGUUGCAAGUUUGUCUAAGUGCUGUGAAGCUUUCCGGCACCUUGUUGUUGCAUUGAGAAAGAAGGAAAGCCAUUGUUCCAUCAAGAUAAUUACUUACAGGACAACAGGCAGAAACAUGAACCACAAUAACCCAGGCUUUGCUUUGUAUGGAAUGGUACGGACCUGCAUUGUUGAAGGUUCUGAAAUCACAUUUCAGUUAAUUGAUAUCAGCUCAACAAACACAAUGGAUGUCUCAGCCCUAGCAGAUGUUAUAGUAGAAUAUGAAGCAGAGAAAUAUCCUGAAGUCUGGAUUAAUCAGGGAAGAAUUUACACUUCUGAAAUCAGACACACCCAAACUAAUGAUGUGCCCUAUAAUCAUCCUUCCCAGUCUCUUCACAACUCUGAGCUAUUAACUCUUUACACUUCUGAGCCUAAUGAAGUAAGAAACCUAUUUGCUGAGCCAGCUGACCACGUUGGUAUUCCUCUUGAUGAUCACAGUGUUGAAGUGCAAAUUGAAAAAAUAAGUAUCCAUUCUGAAGAUUAUUAUCCUGUUAGUGUUUCCAGCUGUAACUUUGGAAACACAUUAUACUGGAAUUCACAGACCAUUGAUAAAUACAAGCUCUUGGCUCUGGACUGCAGUGGGACGGUAAUUGCAACAGGCGGUGAUGUAAAAAAUGUCAAAGUGGGUGAUCAUAUUGUUUCAUGCUACCCAGUGCCUGCAUCUUCAAGAAUCAGGAUUCCAGAAGCAGUGUGUUUCAGAACUCAGAAAUUUCCAUGUUUUGAAAUGAUAGCCUCUGUCUCAUUCUUCAGGAUAGCAUGGGAAAUUCUGCAUCAGAUGUUACCAAAGAUGAAGCGGAAUGGAUCUUUAGGCAUUAUUUCUACUGAACCAGAGUCUGUCUUGUGCAAAGUGCUUAGUUUGGCAGCUCAGGAAGCAGGCUGGAAAACCUUAUGUACAAUGUUUAACAGCAGCCUGGAGCAAACAGUAGCUGAAUGUAAUGCCCUUGUUUUUCUGCCUCUUCUGGAAAGAUUACCCAAAGAUGUUUUAGCUCGUCUUUCACAUCUUCAGGAUGUAGUGCUAAUAUGUAGCAACCACUGUUCUGACCAUCUGCAAUCUUUCAUUGGAACUGGUCAUGAAAACUUUCAAAUUCAUGUUCUCAGUCUUGCCACCAUUUUUCAAAAAUCACAUCUGAAACAUUCCCAUAAGCCUUUCUUCAGCUGGAUGAAAUCGAUGCAACUCAAGCAAUUUAAGAACUUAACUUCAGUUUUUCAGCAGGCAGAGAAUAGUGAGAGUGCAGACACUUCAAUGUUAUCCAAAUUUACCUGUAAAUCAGUCCCAUGUACUGUGCUUAAAGGUGAUGUCCGCAACCGCUGUAUUUCUGACAUACCAGUGCAUGAAGCAAAGGGGAAAAUGUUUAAGCAGAAUGCUGUCUACAUAGUAGCAGGGGGACUCACUGGGCUUGGCUAUGAAACUGUUAAAUUUAUUGCUCAAAAUGGAGGAGGAUGUAUUGUGAUCCUUUCACGAAGAAACCCCAGCACAGAAAAGCAGAAAUAAAUAAGUAAUUUGCAAAAUCAGAAUGAAUGGAGCAAGAUUGUCAGUCUGCAGUGCAAUAUAAUUUUUAGGCCCGAUGUCGAGAGAGCUAUCGGUUCAAUCAGCAAAAUCUUUCCAAAAUGCCCAAUGAAAGGUAUUUUCCACAGUGCUGUGGUUUUACAUGAUUUGUCCAUUGAAGCCUUGACCCUCUCUACCUUUGAAGAAGUUUUAAGACCCAAGGUUGCUGGAGCCAUCAGUCUGCACCUUGCUACUAAAGGACAGGAUCUUGACUAUUUUGUAGACUAUUUUGUGUGUUAUUCAUCUGUUGCUUCCUUUCUUGGAAAUGCAUUGCAAGCAAACUAUGCUGCUGCCAAUUCCUUCCUGGACCUCUUCUGCCAUUACAGGAGGAACUGCGGAUUGCCAGGACAAUCUAUCAGCUGGGGUGCCUUGAAUCUUGGACUACUGCAAAAUCAACUUCAACUUCAACAUCUUUUGGAAACAAAGGGUAUAUCUACACUGCAAGUGAAUGAUAUUUAUGAGUUCCUUAAAACAAGCUUAAUUCUGAACAACCCUCAGCAAGCUGUGAUAAAGCUGAACAAGUCUUUGCUCACUCAUUACUAUGCUCAAAUUCCAGCUAUCAGAAGUCGCAUGCAUACUAUUAUGACAGAAGUACUUGGCAGUCAUAUUGAGGUUUUAGAACAAUCUGUGUCCCACGAUUCGACUCCACUAAAAUCUGAAGACUACAUCAUAUCACUGGUGAGCCAGCUUAGUGGUACAGACCCAAGUGACAUUGCCGUGAAUACACCCCUUUUGUCUGUUGGCAUAGAUUCUAUGCUGGCUAUGACUCUACAUAAUCACAUUUAUCAGGAACAAAAGGUUGAUAUACCACUUGUGAAAUUUCUUGAUCCGCACACCACAGUGCUUGGUCUAGCACUGCUUUUGGAAGAAAGCUCUAAGGAACUUGGGAAACCUGUGAGUGAUUGA
This is a messenger RNA of Rhineura floridana, 6291 nucleotides long. RefSeq lists its product as uncharacterized. Gene Ontology annotation, biological process: fatty acid biosynthetic process. Gene Ontology annotation, molecular function: fatty acid synthase activity. NCBI's taxonomy places the organism in Eukaryota, Metazoa, Chordata, Lepidosauria, Squamata, Rhineuridae. The record is from RefSeq and is a predicted model, not a curated record.